UAGCGAGUCAUGAAGAUGUCGAGAUUCCAGAAGGUAGUGGCCCAAAGAGUAAAUCAGCUGAGGCAAUUUCCUUUCUGGAAAGAGAAAAAGACGAAUGAUGAUAAAAUAUUAAAAAUAAAAGAAGAAUAAAUACAAAAGCAAGGAUGAUUUCAAUAUGAAAAAAAAAACAGAGUGUACCCGCCAAGUACAUGAUCUUCUCUGACUGCUAGUUCGGACUCUGACACCCUUCUGUGCCCUAGGAAAACGCCGUUCGUGUGCUGGUUUGUUGCCCAGAAAGAGAAAACCAUAGAAACCUGGUGGAGAGAUAAAGUAGAAGAAACUGUGAAGGGCUUUCCAGUCUGAAUUGGUUGAGCCCAGAGCAACGGAGAUGGCUGACAAGCCAGAGGUGUUGGAGGCCGUGUUGAAGGAGGCGGUGGACUUGGAGAACAUACCCAUAGAGGAGGUUUUUCAGAACUUGAGGUGUAACGCCAAUGGGCUCAGCACGGAGGCUGCUAAUGAGAGGUUGGCCAUUUUUGGUCACAACAAGCUUGAGGAGAAGGAGGAGAGCAAGGUGUUGAAGUUUUUGGGGUUUAUGUGGAACCCUCUUUCAUGGGUCAUGGAAGCUGCAGCUAUCAUGGCCAUUGCGCUGGCCAAUGGAGGAGGAAAACCUCCUGAUUGGCAAGAUUUUGUUGGAAUUAUUACUCUGCUUUUCAUCAAUUCAACAAUAAGUUUUAUAGAAGAGAACAAUGCCGGUAAUGCUGCUGCUGCUCUCAUGGCUCGUCUUGCACCCAAAGCUAAGGUCCUUCGAGAUGGAAAAUGGAGUGAAGAGGAUGCAGCCAUUCUUGUUCCCGGUGAUAUAAUCAGUAUUAAACUUGGAGAUAUUCUUCCUGCAGAUGCUCGUCUUCUUGAUGGCGAUCCAUUGAAAAUUGACCAGUCUGCACUUACAGGCGAGUCCCUUCCAGUGACCAAAGGUCCUGGUGAUGGUGUUUAUUCAGGUUCUACAUGUAAACAAGGAGAGAUUGAAGCAGUGGUAAUUGCCACAGGCGUCCAUACCUUCUUUGGCAAGGCUGCUCACCUCGUUGACACCACAAAUCAAGUUGGGCAUUUCCAAAAGGUCUUGACUGCUAUUGGGAAUUUUUGUAUAUGUUCUAUUGCUGUGGGUAUGGUAAUAGAGAUCAUUGUCAUGUUCCCCAUUCAACACCGGAAGUAUCGUCCAGGAAUUGACAAUCUCCUGGUGCUUCUUAUUGGAGGAAUUCCCAUUGCAAUGCCCACAGUUUUAUCUGUGACGAUGGCAAUUGGGUCCCAUCGCUUGUCUCAGCAGGGUGCUAUCACAAAAAGAAUGACAGCAAUAGAAGAAAUGGCAGGCAUGGAUGUACUUUGCAGUGACAAAACUGGAACUUUGACAUUGAACAAGCUAACAGUUGACAGGAACCUUAUCGAGGUUUUUGGUAAAGGAGUAGACCCAGAUACUGUUAUUUUGAUGGCAGCUCGAGCUUCACGAUUGGAAAACCAAGAUGCAAUAGACACUGCUAUAGUGGGGAUGUUGGCUGAUCCUAGGGAGGCACGGGCUGGUAUUCAAGAGGUUCACUUCCUUCCAUUUAACCCAACUGAUAAGCGAACAGCUCUUACAUAUAUUGAUGGCCAAGGAAAAAUGCAUCGGGUCAGCAAAGGUGCACCAGAGCAGAUUCUGAAUCUCGCGCACAACAAGUCAGAAAUAGAACGCAGAGUUCAUGCUGUGAUCGAUAAGUUUGCAGAUAGGGGGUUGCGAUCUCUUGCAGUGGCAUACCAGGAAGUUCCUGAUGGAAGGAAAGAGAGCUUGGGAGGUUUAUGGCAAUUUGUUGGCCUCAUGCCUCUCUUCGACCCACCUAGACAUGACAGUGCAGAUACAAUAAGGAGGGCUUUGAAUCUUGGGGUUAAUGUGAAAAUGAUCACAGGUGAUCAAUUGGCCAUAGCAAAGGAAACAGGCCGCCGUCUGGGAAUGGGAACCAAUAUGUAUCCUUCAUCUGCUUUGCUAGGACAGAACAAGGACGAGUCCAUUGCUGCGUUACCAGUUGAUGAGCUGAUCGAAAAGGCUGAUGGUUUUGCUGGUGUUUUCCCUGAGCACAAGUAUGAGAUUGUAAAGCGUUUGCAAGCUAGGAAACAUGUGUGUGGGAUGACCGGCGAUGGAGUUAAUGAUGCUCCUGCACUUAAAAAGGCUGACAUUGGCAUAGCUGUUGCUGAUGCAACUGAUGCAGCACGAAGUGCUUCUGACAUUGUCCUGACAGAACCUGGCCUUAGCGUUAUCAUUAGUGCUGUACUAACUAGUCGUGCAAUUUUCCAGAGGAUGAAAAAUUACACGAUUUAUGCAGUUUCCAUUACGAUUCGUAUAGUGCUUGGUUUUAUGUUGCUGGCCCUCAUAUGGCGGUUUGAUUUUCCACCCUUCAUGGUGCUGAUCAUUGCUAUUCUUAAUGAUGGUACUAUUAUGACAAUAUCAAAGGAUAGGGUGAGACCAUCUCCUCUGCCAGACAGCUGGAAGCUGGCUGAGAUUUUUGCAACUGGAGUUGUUCUUGGUAGUUACUUGGCAAUGAUGACAGUCAUUUUCUUUUGGGCAGCAUACGAGACUGACUUCUUUCCUCGUGUGUUUAAUGUUUCAAGCCUUCAGAUAAAAGAUAGGGAUGACAUAAGAAAACUUGCCUCAGCUGUGUAUCUACAAGUGAGUAUCAUUAGUCAGGCCCUUAUAUUUGUGACACGAGCCAGGAGUUGGUCUUUCGUUGAGCGUCCUGGCCUUCUACUUGUAGUGGCUUUUGUUAUUGCACAGCUGAUUGCUACGCUGAUUGCUGUCUAUGCAAAUUGGAGCUUUGCUGCUAUUGAAGGAAUAGGAUGGGGUUGGGCCGGUGUGAUUUGGCUUUACAACCUUGUCUGCUACAUCCCACUAGAUUUUAUAAAGUUUAUUAUCCGCUAUGCCCUGAGUGGGAAAGCUUGGGAUCUUGUUAUCGAGCAAAGGAUUGCAUUCACAAGGAAAAAGGAUUUUGGAAAGGAAGCACGUGAGCUUAAAUGGGCACUUGCACAGAGGACCCUCCAUGGGCUGCACCCACCUGAGACCAAGAUGUUCACUGACCACAAUAUCACAGAGCUUAAUCAGAUGGCUGAAGAGGCAAAACGGCGAGCUGAGAUUGCAAGGCUGAGAGAACUGCAUACACUCAAGGGCCAUGUCGAAUCCGUGGUGAGGCUGAAGGGCCUUGAUAUAAACACAAUUCAGCAAGCAUAUACAGUUUGAUGAAGGAGAUCAGCGGUGCCUAUAAUUUUGCUAGGGCUUGUGUAAAAAUCUGUAACUUAUCAUCCUAAUGUACUGUGACCCAUCUCUAUUAGUUUGUCCUCCGUCACUUUUAAGACAAGUACUUCCAUUUAGAUGUGCCAUGCUUUCAUUAUCAGCACCUUUCUUUUCCCUCUUUUUUUAAUAUAAAAUUGGUGGCCUUA
Messenger RNA from Vitis vinifera (wine grape), 3435 nucleotides. RefSeq names its product ATPase 4, plasma membrane-type. Gene Ontology annotation, molecular function: ATP hydrolysis activity; P-type proton-exporting transporter activity; ATP binding. Gene Ontology annotation, cellular component: plasma membrane. The record is from RefSeq and is a predicted model, not a curated record. The coding region runs from base 368 to 3235 and encodes 955 amino acids. Gene Ontology annotation, biological process: proton export across plasma membrane; regulation of intracellular pH. The transcript has 22 exons. NCBI's taxonomy places the organism in Eukaryota, Viridiplantae, Streptophyta, Magnoliopsida, Vitales, Vitaceae.